Molecule: messenger RNA, 1749 nt
Organism: Brachypodium distachyon (stiff brome)
Lineage: Eukaryota; Viridiplantae; Streptophyta; Magnoliopsida; Poales; Poaceae
Exons: 1
Coding region: 81-1589 (502 amino acids)
Source: RefSeq, a predicted model, not a curated record
ACACGCACUCUUUCAUACGCACAGCAAGAAAUCCCUUGCCAAGAAACAACAAACAGAGCUAGCUAUAGCCGACAGCAACCAUGGACACUGCUCUCUCCGCAGUAGCAAGCGAGCUAACCAGCAGGUUCGUGUCUUUCCUGAUCAGCAAAUACAGGAACCAGGCAUGCCUCAAGAACAAGAAGAACCUGGAAUCGCUCCGUGGCCUCCUCCUCAGAGUCCACACCGUCGUGGAGGAGGCCGAGGCACGACACAUCACGAAUUCAAAGAUGCUUGUGCAGCUCAAGUUGCUCAUGGAAGCCAUGUACCAAGGAUACGAGGCCCUGGACACCUACAGCCCCUUAGAACAGAUCAGAAUUACAGAUCAGUCGGAUCAGGUCAGUGGCUCUCACACCAUGGAAUAUUUCCCCAUUGUCACCCGCCGUUUCAAUAGCAGCAGUAGCAUUACAGUUGUUAGCAGCAGCAGCAAGGAUGUGCAGAGUGCACUGGAAAAUCUGGAAGCGGCGGCAGCGAACAUGGCCGAGUUCGUCACUCUCCUGGCAGGCUUCGACCGGAUGCCUCGCAGCCCGUAUAGCCGCUACCUGUUCGUUGACGGCUUCAUGUUUGGCCGCCAGGUCGAGAGGCAGCAGAUCAUAAACAUCUUGAUGCUACAGGAUGAUGUUAAUUUGGGAGCGGUUCCAAUAAUGGCCGUGCUGCCUGUCAUCGGCGGCUGCAGGGUAGGCAAGAAGACUCUAAUCUCCAGCGUCUGCUGCGACGAUCGCAUCCGCGGCCGCUUCUCUUCCAUUUUACAUGUCAACGGAAGCGAGAUCCGAGAAUUCGACAGCACCAAAUUCACUUCCCCGCCCGUGAGAACUCUGGUUGUCGUCGAGCUUCGAUCGGACAUCGACGAUAAAGAAUGGCACGAGUUCCGUUCUAUACUCACGACUCUCACCUCUGCAGGAAGCAAGAUCGUGAUCAUCAGUAGACUCGAGAAAGCAGCAAGAUUCGGAACAGUCAAUAAUAGCCCGAUCCGGAUUAACGGCUUCUCGCAAGAGGAGUACAGUUAUCUCUUCAAGGUGCUGGCCUUCGGGAGCGCCGACCCGGGGGAGCACCCGCGGCUGGCGCUGAUAGGGAAGGAGCUGGCGACGAUGAUGCAGGGUUCGCUCGUGCAUCUGAACGUGUAUUCAAACAUGCUGAGAGGCAACCUGAGUGUGCAGUUCUGGACCCGUGUCCUGAAGCUGUACAAGACUGUCAUGGAAGCUAAUCUGACAUCCUUCGGUGAGCGCCCGACGGCGCUUCUGCAGAGAGGUGGCGUUGUGGAUAUCACCGAGUUUUCGUCGUCCUUGUCUGAUAAUGGCUCGGUUCGGGUUAUGCUGCUGAUUGCUGAAAGGGUUGAUGGUGAUUCUUCUUCAGGAGGAUCAGGUGAGCUGCUGCCUAAGUUGGGAUUUGGAGAUAUUAUCGCAGGAUCUGUUGCUCUGCCGAUGGAGUUUGAACUGGUUUGGGAAUCACGGUUGCCUCCGUACACCGUUAUUUCUGCCACGUGUGUCGCGCGGAAGGCUGAGCACUCUGCCCCGCCGAGGAAGAGAUGCCGCAGAUUGAGUACGCCGUUGUAGAAAAAAUAAAUAAAAUGUAUGCCUUUGUAGGCCACAAAUUAGAGGCCAUCCUGCAUCCAUGAUGUGAACGUAUCACUUUAUUAUCAUGCUGUAUCUCAUAGUUCUGCUUCCUACGGAUGCAAUGGUGCUAAAAUAUACUAGUAUGAAAAUAUUAACAAGA